UCAAGUGACUCCACCAUCCUUCUCUCAUUCAGUUUCUUAUUACUUGGUAUUCUCUUGCCUCACUUCCACACAUCUUCCUGUUUUGUGAUCAUGUGAAUCAUGUUGAUAUAACAAUGAAGUAGACUGAUAUUAGAGAUUUGUAUACCAACCUCGAGUCAAAGAGGACAUUUUGGUCAUUUGAAAGUGAAGAGAUUAGAGAGGGUACAUCUGGACUUGUUUGGUCCUAUAUACUGUAGCAAAGCAGCGACGAGUGGGUUUUUAGUGCAGCAGAAAGACCUGUUGCUCAGCAGUGGAGUCUUUCUGAGGAAGCUCUGUGGUUGAGGUGGCUGCUGCUGAGUGUAACGGUGCUACAGAGACGCUCUUCCCCAUCACUUUCAUUGGGCUUCACCGAACUGAACACUACGUCUCCGUGGCUGAAUACAGCCUAGAACUUAAAACUUGAGCGUAUAGAUAGAUUUAUACUGUGAUGAUACAUGAUUUGAGCUUCCUAUUCAAUUUUCAUUAGUUUACUACGCAGUUGGAGAUUCAGGGAUUAAGUUUACAUUUUGGCAUAUCAUAUUUUGAUAUCAAAUUAAUUUCAAAUUUGAGCCUGGAUGUAUUUGUUCAGCCUAAUGACUUGAUGUGAAAGGUUGACAUUUGUAUGCCUUUUAAAGAACCUUAUCUGGUGACUUGACUGAAGACAUCUUCAAGAGGGCUAGCUGCAGAGAUUUGUCAUUCCUCUUUUACUAGGGCCUUCUACUUCCCUUCCAUUAGACUGAGUCUACAAAACCAUCUGUGCUCCUGCUGCUUCUCGCUUCCCCACCAUGCCUCGCUCUUUCCUGGUGAGGAGGGGGGGCUCUCACCCUCCGCGCCCCAAAGCAGGUAGCCCCUACUUGGGCACGACCCUGGUCCCAGUAGGUUCCUCAGAAACAGACAAGAGGCAGGGGGGUACCCUUCCGGGACAGCCGUCACCUAAGGGUGCAGUGUCUCUAGUGACACACAAUGAGGCCUACCCACCACAGCCCUCUCCAUCUCCAGCCCUCCACCCUGCCUCACAUAGUCCCCCUUACCUUCACCCCUCCAGUCCCAUGUCUUCAGAUGGUAGAGCUGGGCUGCACCACGACUCUCCCUCCCAGUUGAACCCUGGCAGCCCUGCUGAGGAGGUGGGCUCGCCCCUCCUGGGGGAGACCCGACACAGAGGCUGUCCCCAGAUCAGUGACCACAGGACCACUGGGACUGAAUGUCCACUGUGUGGAAAGAGUUUCUUUUCUUUCUCCAGUAUGGAGUCCCACGUCCACAAGUCCCAUGGUGGCAGACACAAGCAGUCAUCAUCAGCACACAUCAAGACUAACAGUCAGCCGUACGGCUAUAGGCCAGACCUGGGUUUGAGCUACAGGGUCAAGGAGCGUACGUUUGGCUGUAAGGUGUGUGGGAAAGUGUUCAAGCGCUCCUCCACCCUGUCCACUCACCUGCUAAUCCACUCUGACACGCGACCCUACCCCUGUCAAUACUGUGGCAAAAGAUUUCACCAGAAAUCUGAUAUGAAAAAACACACCUUCAUUCACACAGGUGAGAAGCCUCAUGUGUGCCAGGUGUGUGGCAAAGCCUUCAGCCAGAGCUCCAACCUCAUCACCCACAGUCGUCAGCACAGUCACAACCAGCCCUACCGCUGCCUCUAUGGCUUCCAGCGCAAACAGGACCUGAGACAAAACCAGGAGAAUCACCGUACAUAGACCUUUAGGCCAAGGCCCUGGCUAAGAGCUGAUCUGAGCUCAGUUUUCACAAUCGGGAGAACCACUGUACAUAGAUAGCAACUCAAACAUCUUUUCAUAAUAAGGGGCACCACUGCACAAGCUAAACAGAAGCUGGGGAUGGAUGAAAGAAGGGAUGGAUGCUCCACAAAAAAUUCUAACAAACAUUUACCUUGACUGUAGUUGAAUCCCAACUGUAUAUUUUGCCUACAUAUAUAUUGUUUUUUCAGUGUCAUCAUAGGGUCAUAUCUGAAAAUAUGUUUACAACACCUUUGAACUUUAUUCCAAAGUAUCAGUUUCUUAUGUGUGUGCAUUAAAACUCUUUGUUGUCCACUUUCAGAUUUGGAUAACAACAAUAUAUUA
Molecule: messenger RNA, 2093 nt
Organism: Oncorhynchus mykiss (rainbow trout)
Lineage: Eukaryota; Metazoa; Chordata; Actinopteri; Salmoniformes; Salmonidae
Biological process (GO): regulation of DNA-templated transcription
Molecular function (GO): DNA-binding transcription factor activity, RNA polymerase II-specific; RNA polymerase II cis-regulatory region sequence-specific DNA binding
Source: RefSeq, a predicted model, not a curated record